GAGGGGCUUCCCUGGGACCUGGAAAUAAAAUGGAGGGAGGGCUGGGCUGGGCCAGGCAGUGUCUUAAGGAAGUAAGGAAGCUGUGAGGGGGGAGGCCCAACACUAUCCAGGUGACAAGGAUGGAAUAUGCCAUGAAGUCCCUCAGCCUUCUCUACCCCAAGUCCUUCUCCAGGCAUGUGGCAGUUAGCACCUGCACCUCAAUGGUGACCCAGCAGCUACUGACCGAGUCCAGCCUGGAGGCCCCCAAGGCCCGGCCCUGCAGAGUAAGCACUGCUGACCGGAGUGUGCGGAAGGGCAUCAUGGCGCACAGUCUCAAGGACCUCCUCCACAAGGUCCGGGACACCCUGAUGCUGGCAGACAAGCCCUUCUUCCUGGUGCUGGAGGAAGAUGGUACAAUUGUUGAGACAGAAGAGUAUUUCCAAGCCCUGGGGGAUGACACAGUGUUCAUGGUCCUCCAGAAGGGGCAGAAAUGGCAGCCCCCAUCAGAGAAGAGCACUAGGUACCAACUCUCCCUCUCCCGUAAGCCCGGCAAGAAGAUUGAUGUGGCCCGUGUAACCUUUGACCUAUACAAGAUGAACCCACAGGACUUCAUUGGUUGCCUGAAUGUGAAGGCCACUCUGUACGGCACCUACUCCCUUUCCUAUGACCUGCACUGCUACCGGGCCAAACGCAUCAUGAAGGAAGCUCUUCGUUGGGCCCUCUUCAGCAUGCAGGCCACAGGCCAUGUGCUGCUUGGCACAUCGUGUUAUAUGCAGCAGUUCCUGGAUGCCACAGAGGGAGGGCAGCCCCCUGAGGGCAAGGCCCCAUCGCUCAUCCCAUCCUGUCUGAAGAUGCUGCAGUGAAGACCCAAGUCCUUAGAGGCAUUCCCCAGAGAAGGACUAGAUGGGGGGCCCCCAUGCUCAGCUAGUAGCACCUACAAACCCAGUUAGGCAGCUUCUUAUCUUGCCACACCUUCCUCACCUCCCAGGACCUCGAAUGAAGAAGGCUUCCCAAGGGAAAAGGUCAGAAAUCUGGGAUAGGCCGGGAAAGGAGAACUGAGUGUUCUUAGCCUGGCCCAGCUACUUCCUGUCCAGGGUAGUUUAGCUGACCAAGACGGGUCACCAGCAGGCUAGCAUGAGGUCUGCCCCUCAGCUACCUGUUUUCACAUGCUCUACUUCCAUCGCGCUCCCCACUUCCUGGUCCCUCAGCCCUGAUACUCCUGAGUGAACUGUCAAGUCCACUAGUGUAUGUUACUAGAGAGUUUGCAUUAAAUUAUUUAUGCUAAUA
Messenger RNA from Herpailurus yagouaroundi (jaguarundi), 1266 nucleotides. RefSeq names its product cell death inducing DFFA like effector c (gene CIDEC). The coding region runs from base 120 to 842 and encodes 240 amino acids. Gene Ontology annotation, biological process: regulation of apoptotic process; apoptotic process. The record is from RefSeq and is a predicted model, not a curated record. The transcript is spliced from 6 exons. NCBI's taxonomy places the organism in Eukaryota, Metazoa, Chordata, Mammalia, Carnivora, Felidae.